CGCUUAAUCGCGAUUCUCCGCUGACGGGGCUGAAAAGUUUUAUAUAUAUUGUUAUUUUGGCGCCCCGGUAAUCGGGAUCGUACCAAAAUGUCGUCCCUUUUGAACGCCUCCGUUUUGGCAACUGCUGCCACCGUGGUUCCCGACUCCCAGUUCAUCUUCAACACCACGGAUUACGUCGUAUUCGCCUUGAUGCUGGGCAUCUCGGCGGCCAUUGGAGUUUACUUCGGAUUCUUCGCCAAGGGUGCGGACACCACGGAGGAGUACCUGAUGGGCGGCAAGCGGAUGAAGACGAUACCCAUUGCCAUUUCCCUGGUGGCCAGUCAGUUGUCCGCUAUCUCCAUCAUGACCAUUCCGGCAGAGAUGUACGCGUACGGAAUCAAUUGGUUCUUCAAUGUGGUUUGCAUGUUGGUGGUGGUGCCACUCCUCAACUAUGUGGUGAUUCCAGUUUUCUACAACAACAAUAUUACGAACUGCUACGAGUACCUGGAGAUCCGUUUCUGCCGCGAGGUGCGAGUGCUGCAGACCUUCAUCUUUAUAAUGACCAUGUUCUUCAUGCUGCCCAUCUUCAUAUUCCUGCCCUCGCUGGCCUUUGCCCAAGUGACGGGAUUCAAUGUGCACAUCAUAAACACGGUGGUCUGUAGCAUCUGCAUUUUCUACACCAUGUUCGGAGGCAUCAAGGCGGUGGUGUGGACGGACGUCAUCCAGGCGGCCAUUAUGGUGGUCUCAGUGGUCCUGGUUGGCGUGAUGGGCGCCAAUCGAGUGGGCGGCUUCUUCGAAGUCCUUCGCAUUGCCGGCGAGGGAGGACGACUGGACAUCAACUACAACUUUGAUCUGACCACUAGGUCGACGAUCUGGAACAUUUUCACAUCGGCCACGAUCUUGUGGUCGGGAUACGUGGGUCUAAAUCAGAGCUGCGUCCAGAGAAUUGUAUCGCUGCCAUCUCUGGGUCAUGCCAGGAGAUCCCUGGUGCUCUUCGGGUUCGGCUUCAUCCUCAUCAUGUUCUUCAACUGCUUCACGGGCAUCGUGAUCUACGCCCGCUUCCACGACUGCGAUCCCAUCCAAUCGGGUCAUGUCUCCAAGGUGGACAAGAUGGUUCCCUACUUCGUCCAGGACACCGUGGGCCAUUUGUGGGGCAUGCCAGGUGUUUUUAUCUCCUGCGUCUUCAGUGCUGCCCUCAGUACCCUCUCCGCCAGCAUUAAUUCCCUGGGAGGAGUCGUCUACUUCGACUAUAUAAAGCCGCAUAUUCGACACACGGAGCACCGGGCCAAUGUGAUCAUGAAGUUGUUCGUCCUCUUUGCCGGAAUCUACUGCAUCUUCGGCGGCAUGGUGGUGGAGAACUUCAACUCGAUUCUGCAGGUGAUCUAUUCGAUUGGAGGCGUUAGCUUUGGAUCCACCUGCGCGGUUUUCUUGCUGGGCAUGCUGAUACCCAAAGCCCAUGGCAGGUCCGCCAUGGCCGGAGUCUUGGCCAGCAUUGUCUGCAUGACCACCAUUGUGAUCCUGAGUUGGGGUCGCAACCACUAUGAUCCCCUGCCCACCAGUACGGCAUCCUGUCCAGCUGCAUCUCUGAAUGAAACCAUUACCAGCACGGCAUCUACGAUGCUCCUGAGUUCCACAACGGAAGCCCCUGCGAAAGAAGAGGGAUUUAGCAUCCUGGACCUCACCUUCAACCUGUACGUUGUGGUGGGCUUCGCCAUCACCUGGCUGGUGGCCAUUCCCCUGAGCUACAUCCUGAAGCCCAGAUCCGGCUACAAGCUGGAUCACAAUCUUCUGUCGCCGGUGGUGCAGCCCUUCGUCCACUACAAACCGACUCCCACGGAGGAGCCCCUCCAGUUGAAGUUGGAGAAGCCCGAAAAGGUCUGAGGAUAUCUGAAUUAUCUUUAAGAUAAAGAUGUGCUAUAAGCCUAUCCUAUAAUAUACCUAUGCUUAUGAAGCAUAUCUUAUUGUUAAGAAGGGGCAGUAUAACUUCUCUAACUUUUAACAAAUCUCAUGCUAGAUUAUACUUUUUUUUUUAUGUUUUGUUAAAUGUUUACUUUGUCGUUUGUCGUUUUUAAAUGUUCCACUAAUGUAAACUUCAUUUAAGUUUAUUUAUAAGGGGCAUUUAUCACUAGAUUAAAUAAAGAAUAAUGAGAAGAUGAUUAUAAAGAUAAA
Drosophila subpulchrella is the source of this 2148-nucleotide messenger RNA. RefSeq names its product sodium-coupled monocarboxylate transporter 2 (gene Smvt). Gene Ontology annotation, cellular component: membrane. Gene Ontology annotation, molecular function: symporter activity. Bases 88 to 1860 code for a protein of 590 amino acids. The transcript has a single exon. The record is from RefSeq and is a predicted model, not a curated record. Gene Ontology annotation, biological process: sodium ion transport; transmembrane transport. Lineage: Eukaryota; Metazoa; Arthropoda; Insecta; Diptera; Drosophilidae.